Molecule: messenger RNA, 1278 nt
Organism: Oryza sativa Japonica Group (Japanese rice)
Lineage: Eukaryota; Viridiplantae; Streptophyta; Magnoliopsida; Poales; Poaceae
Product: N-acylphosphatidylethanolamine synthase
Biological process (GO): phospholipid metabolic process
Source: RefSeq, a predicted model, not a curated record
GAGGCUGGGAAGAACGCGCGUCGAGAAAGGGAAGAGAGUGGGUGAGACCGUGAGAGAGGGGGAUGGAGAUGGAGGCGUCCGCCGCCGAGGGCGGAGCCGCGGCGGCGGCGCGGACGCUGCGGUGGGCGGGGCGCGCGGGGCACCUCGGGGGAUUCCCGCGCGCCGCGGUGAUCGCCGCCGUCGGGGCGGUCGCCAAGGCGUACGCGUCGCUGCUCAACACCACCACCGUCCACAACGCCGAUGCCCUCCUCCGCCUCGUCUCCUCGCGGCCCCCCGGCACGCCGCUCCUCACCGUCAGCAACCACAUGUCAACGAUGGAUGACCCACUUAUGUGGGGAUUCAAGGGUUUUCCAACUACAGAUGCCAAACUUCAAAGAUGGGUGUUGACAGCAGAGGACAUCUGCUUCAGGAAUGUGUUCAUGUCUUACAUAUUUCGACUUGGGAAAUGUGUGCCGAUCACACGAGGUGCUGGAAUUUAUCAGGAUCAUAUGACUGAAGCCCUUGAAGUGCUUAGCACUGGAGACUGGUUGCAUUCAUUCCCUGAAGGAAAAAUAGCUCAAGAUGAUCAGCCAAUCAGACGUCUGAAGUGGGGAACUGCCAGUCUUAUCGUCCGAGCACCAGUAACUCCAAUUGUUUUGCCUAUUGUGCAUUCUGGCUUUGAAAAGGUCAUGCCAGAGAAAUCAUUUUUUGGGCGUCGACCGCCAGUGCCUCUUUGGAACAAGGAGAUACAUAUCAUCGUUGGAGAGCCAGUGGAGUUUGAUCUGCCAAGCUUGAAGCAGGCAGCAAGAACAGUACCUCAGGAUUCAUCUUUUGAAAGGAAGGGUUGGCCAAGCAUCAUGCCAGACGGACUAGAUGAAGCGGCUCAGAGAUGGCUUUACCAGAAGAUAUCAGAUAAGAUCCAAUCAGUUAUGGAGACAUUGCGGAAGAGACUUCUCGACCUGAAGCAACAUUGAUAUUUGGCUGUUUACUUGCAAUCCAAGGAGGCACCUCCUUUUUUUGAACAAUACCUUCUUGAAAUGGUAGAAUAUAUAGCUUCAUUGAACAGUUUCAGAUGAUGCAAAGACGAUUGAGAGUAGGCAGUGGACGCUACAUCUGUUGAGGUGAAAAUUUGAGACGACGGUGAGAGAUAGAACUCAGCAUGUUAGAUUACGAGGCAUUCUUUUUCAGUAGGUCAAGAAUAUUUGUCAAGCGCCUACUUUUCUUUUUAUUGUUUGGAAUGGUUUGCCAUGUUUACGAGGCAUGAAUAAAGUCAUCGCCUAUUCAACUUGUUAGAUGUUC